This is a messenger RNA of Lasiosphaeria miniovina, 1377 nucleotides long. Its product is annotated as class I glutamine amidotransferase-like protein. Bases 1 to 1377 code for a protein of 458 amino acids. The transcript is spliced from 3 exons. The record is from RefSeq and is a predicted model, not a curated record. Gene Ontology annotation, molecular function: carbamoyl-phosphate synthase (glutamine-hydrolyzing) activity. Gene Ontology annotation, biological process: 'de novo' pyrimidine nucleobase biosynthetic process; L-glutamine metabolic process; L-arginine biosynthetic process. NCBI's taxonomy places the organism in Eukaryota, Fungi, Ascomycota, Sordariomycetes, Sordariales, Lasiosphaeriaceae. Gene Ontology annotation, cellular component: cytoplasm; carbamoyl-phosphate synthase complex.
AUGCUUUCUCGCCUGGCCGUUCGCUUGCCUAAGGCCUCGGGCCCUCUGGCCCAAGGCCUCAGCCCCCGGCUUAAGAGCCAGGCUCGCUUCCUGAGCAAGCCCGCCGUCGACGGGAGCAAGGGCAGAUCAAUGCCUGCCCGCAACAAUAGGGCCACUGCCGCCGCGUCCGGUGUCACUGCCACAUUAACCAUCAGGGACGGCCCCGUCUUCCACGGCAAGGCGUUUGGCGCCAACUCCAACGUCUCGGGCGAAGCCGUGUUCACCACGUCGCUUGUUGGGUACCCCGAGUCCAUGACCGAUCCUUCGUACCGUGGGCAGAUUCUGGUCUUCACCCAGCCCCUGAUCGGCAACUACGGCGUGCCGUCGAACGAGCGCGACGAAUUCAACCUCCUGAAAUACUUCGAGUCUCCCCACAUUCAAUGUGCCGGAGUAGUCGUGGCAGAUGUGGCAGAGAAAUACAGCCAUUGGACUGCGGUUGAGAGCUUGGCUGAGUGGUGUGCCCGUGAGGGCGUCCCUGCUAUUACUGGAGUCGAUACUCGCGCCAUUGUCACGCACCUCCGUGAGCAGGGCUCCUCGCUAGCUAGGAUCUCUAUUGGCGACGAGUACGAUGCCGACGAGGACGAGGGCUUCAUCGACCCGGGCCAGAUCAAUCUUGUGAAGCGCGUCAGCACCAAGGCUCCCUUCGUCGUUGCCGCUCCUAAUGCCACCUUCCAUAUCGCUCUCAUCGACUGUGGUGUGAAGGAGAACAUCUUGCGCAGUCUGGUCAACCGGGGCGCCUCGGUCACCGUUUUCCCCUACAACUACCCGAUCCACAAGGUCGCCGACAACUUUGACGGUAUCUUCAUCUCCAACGGCCCCGGUGACCCGACCCACUUGCAGGAGACUGUCUAUAAUCUGGGCCGCCUGAUGGAGACAUCGUCGGUCCCGAUCAUGGGUAUUUGCCUUGGCCACCAGCUGCUCGCGCUUGCCGUCGGUGCCCAGACCAUCAAGCUCAAAUAUGGAAACCGUGCCCAUAACAUCCCUGCCCUUGAUCUCACUACGGGCCAAUGCCACAUCACCAGCCAGAACCACGGUUAUGCCGUCGAUGCUAGCACCCUGCCGAGCGAUUUCAAGGAGUACUUUGUGAACCUGAACGAUGGGAGCAACGAAGGCAUGUUGCACAAGACGAGGCCCAUUUUCUCGACUCAAUUCCACCCUGAAGCAAAGGGUGGCCCCAUGGAUAGCUCUUACCUGUUUGACAAGUAUCUCGAGAACGUUAAGCUGUUCAAGGACAGCGCCAAGGUCUACCGGGACAAUAGGCCAUCUCAGUUGAUGAUCGACAUUCUUAGCAAGGAGAGAGUCGGCGUGGAGCCUUCGCCUCUUGCUAACGCUGCCUAA